Molecule: messenger RNA, 1060 nt
Organism: Pundamilia nyererei
Lineage: Eukaryota; Metazoa; Chordata; Actinopteri; Cichliformes; Cichlidae
Exons: 7
Coding region: 303-989 (228 amino acids)
Source: RefSeq, a predicted model, not a curated record
CGCGUUGUUUUGGGAACAUUCGGUUUCACAGUGAGCACGCGCUUCCCGGACCGUAGCUGCCCGUCAUCGCUGGCGCUGACAUCACACGGAGGAUUUGCUACAAUGUCAAACACUCACAAGCAGCGCGAGCUCAUGGCUUCCCCGCGCCACAAUGACAAACACCGCCGCGUCCUGCUGCUCAUCCUCUAAAUACUACACAACUACGACCACAACUACGACCACCGUCCAUGGCUUUAUUCCGCGAUUUUGGACAGGAUGCGUUUGAGCAAAUCUAUGUGAGUGCGUGAGCCAGGUCAGAGGUCAUGUUGCGGAGGGAAUCCGACUCCCACGGCCUCUUUACCUUCGGAGAGACGUCCGACAAUGACUGUGAGAUGGGGGUGAGUUGCAGAGAGGUAGAUGUAGCGUGUCUGUGCGAGGCCGGUCCCUGUACACUUUAUUCAGAAGCACACACGCCUACGCCGGACACGCGGCUGUGUGAACGCUGUGGAAAAAACAAAGUGAUGGUAACCAGGUACUCUGAGGGAUACGGCACAGAGGAGGAGUGUGUGUUAUCUGACCCUCAAGGGGAGAGUGACGCAGAUGCGGAUAUAGAGGAUACAGACUGCAGACUCCAGGAGCCUGGUUCUCUCCAGCGAAUCAGCUCACGGAGACGGAAACGUCCUCGAGUAGCGCGACAAGACACCACGGAGAGCGAGGAUGAUGGCGGGCGAAGCCAUAGAUCCCAUCGAUGGAAUCUGAGGCUUAGUCCUGACAGAGCACACAGCAGAACCAUACUCGAGGAGAGCAUAUCACAGGUCAGGCCACUGAUCAUUUGCAGGCCAAACGUGGAGAAGCAGAAGAGUCCUGAUGAGGUGACCCGAGGCUCCAAACUGACGUCUCUGUGGCCGUCGUCCUUCUCUCUUCCUCUUAUCCUCCUCCUGUCAUUACCUCUCUCUGUUUCUCUCAUUGUUUUUAUCGUGUCUUUCCUCCUUCCGUGGGCCAGUGCUUGACCCCCGCCAUGCCUGCUUCAGGAUAUUAGUUUCAUUCCAGAAAUGACAGAAAGUUCUACCGACUCAUAUAA